Dromaius novaehollandiae (emu) is the source of this 6767-nucleotide messenger RNA. RefSeq names its product TBC1 domain family member 24 (gene TBC1D24). The record is from RefSeq and is a predicted model, not a curated record. NCBI's taxonomy places the organism in Eukaryota, Metazoa, Chordata, Aves, Casuariiformes, Dromaiidae. Gene Ontology annotation, biological process: response to oxidative stress. The transcript is spliced from 11 exons. Gene Ontology annotation, cellular component: nucleus. Bases 640 to 2325 code for a protein of 561 amino acids.
GUCUGCGCGUGCGCGUAGCCCCGUGCGUCUCUCCCGCUCUCUCCCCCCACCCGUCGCCGGGGCACGAGCCGGCGGGCGGCGCGCGUGCGCGGGAGCGCGCGGGCCUGACAGGAGCCGCGGUGCCUCGGCGGGAGGCGGCGGGAAUGGCAGUGGAUAGUGUUGCACAAUGAUCGACUAUUUGGAAUCUUUGUACUGAAUGCCUUUGAUACCAUUAAUAUUUGAAAAUCGACCUUGCAGUCUAUUGUAACACAAGUGAAUAAGUCAUAACAAGAUCUGUACAAGGACAAGUUCCAAGAUUCUUCGCUGUAUAAGGCAGACAUCUCAGACGGGAUUCAGUAUUCUCCAAGGCUGUGAAAUCAUCUACUCAGUUUUGGGUUUAAUCUUCUUUUAUUGGGGUGUGACUAAUAGAGAGUAAUCUUUGAGGAAGCAGUUCUGAUUAUCUGCACAUGCGCCUUGAGCACAAAUGAUUACGGCCAGGUUAUAAAGGUGGACUUGAGCUUUUUCUCUUGCUACAUCACUACUCGCCCGUGUAAACAACAAAAGAUACGCUGCAGCUCUGAGAGGAGAAGCUGUGAGUCAUUUAAUGACCGGAUAAGGUCUCCAUUCUCAUGAUUUUUCUCAUAUGCUUUUCCUGGAGCCAUGGAUGAAUACAACCGCUUUGUGGAUUGGGAGAAAAUGGAUGUUACUGCCCAGACCCAAGACCCAAAGGAGCUAACCAGCACCGAAUUCCAGGAACUGAAACAGCUGGCCCGGCAGGGCUACUGGGCCAAGAACCACUCUUUGAGAGCCAAAGUGUACCACAAACUAAUUAACGAUAUUCCAUGCCGCACAGUGACUCCAGAUGCAAAUGUGUACCGGGACAUUGUUGUGAAGAUCACUGGAAAACGCAACAGUGGCUCCCUUCCACUGCCAGAGUUUGUGGAUAACAGCCUGGUUCCCACUUACUGCUUGAAUGCAGAAGGCAUUGGGGCAGUCAGGAAGAUAAUACUGUGCAUUGCAAAUCAGUUCCCAGACAUAUCAUUUUGUCCAGCGCUGCCCUCUGUGACAGCUUUGCUCCUCCACUACAGCAAAGAUGAGGCAGAGUGCUUUGAAAAGGUUUGUCGCAUCCUGGCUUGCAAUGAUCCGUCGAAGCGACUCAUUGAUCAGACAUUCUUAGCUUUUGAAUCCUCCUGCAUGACCUUUGGUGACUUAGUCAACAAGUACUGUCAGGCAGCACAUAAGCUGAUGGUGGCAGUGUCGGAGGAUGUGCUGGAGGUAUACUCUGACUGGCAACGCUGGCUCUUUGGAGAACUGCCCAUGAUAUAUAUUGCUCGGGUCUUCGAUGUGUUUCUGGUGGAGGGCUACAAGGUUCUCUAUCGUGUUGCACUGGCUCUUCUGAAAUUCUUUCACAAAGUCAGAGCUGGGCAGCCCAUGGAGUCUGACAGCAUACAGCAGGAUAUUCGAUCCUUUGUGAGGGACAUUGCCCAGUCAGUGCCUCCAGAGAGGCUUUUGGAAAAAGCUUUUGCUAUCCGGCUUUUCUCACGGAAGGAGAUCCAGCUCCUACAGAUGGCAAAUGAGAAGGCUUUACAGCAGAAGGGCAUCACAGUCAAACAGAAAAGUGUUGCAUCUCCUAAAAGGCAGAACGUGCAUUUAGCAGUUCAUGCUGAGAACUUCAAGUCUGAAAUUGUCAGUGUGAAAGAGAUGCGAGAUAUCUGGUCCUGGAUCCCAGAACGCUUUGCACUCUGCCAGCCCCUCUUGCUUUUCACAACCUUAGAACAUGGCUGUAGCCUAAGCAGGUUCUAUUCUCACAGUGAAGGACAUGAACCAACUCUUCUCCUCAUCAAGACUACAGCAAAAGAGGUCUGCGGUGCUUAUCUGUCAACUGAUUGGAGUGAGCGCAGACGAGGAGGGAACAAGCUGAGUUUCUUUGGCACAGGGGAGUGCUUUGUGUUCAGGCUACAGCCUGAAGUAGAACGUUACGAGUGGGUGAUAAUAAAACACCCAGAACUAGCCAUGAGCGUUUCUAAGCCAGAAAAUCAUGCUACACCGGCUUCCAGUACCCUUUCCUCCAGUGGUGUCCCAUCAGAUCCCUCAGAUCGCCUUUCUCCCUUCUUAUCUGCUCGGCACUUCAACUUGCCUUCCAAAACAGCCUCCAUGUUCAUGGCUGGCAGCAGCGAAUGCAUCAUUAUAGGAGGUGGUGAUGGCCAGGCUCUCUACCUUGAUGCAGAUCUGAACCAUGGAAGAACAAGUCACUGCAAUACUUUCAAUAAUCAGCCAUUGUGCUCUGAAAGUUUCCAGAUCUCUGUCUUGGAGGUGUGGGGCUUCAUGGACACCAUGAAUGGUUGACGUGAUUGUCAUCAAACAACUAGUUUUUCAGGUGUCUUAGGAUUCCCGAGGCAAAUUCUAAUGCAGGAGACAAGUUAAAAUAUAAUUUCCACUGGGCUCAGUAUUGUUUAGUAAUUACGAAGCAGCACACUUGAAUGCAGGGCUUAGUUGUUUACUCUUUUAUUUAAGACAGGUCAAGGAUGAAAUAGUGUAUCUAAUGAACUCCUUUUUACAUCUAGAGCUCUGGAUUCAGGUCUUGAUAUUAGAUAAAAAUGGAACUGUAAUGAUUUCAAACCAUCUAAAAUGGAUAUAAAUCCAUAUCAUAGGAUAGUUAUGCAGUUCAAUGCAAUGCAAGUCCUCGGAGGCACAGAGCUUGCUGAGGUGUACUGUAGAGCUGUGUGCCCCUGGCACCAGUAUCUGGCUUGAGCCAGUAAUACCCAAUUUCCACUCACAGGAACGUUGAAGAUCCCAGAUUUGACAUUGGGCACUGGUUUAUAAAAUCAUUGCCCUACUGUAAAUGGCCUUUGUACAAACAAAUCAUAAGUUGUUACCAGUACCUUUUGAUGAGUAAGCUACGAAAGCAUUCAGUUCACAAAAGAAACCAUGAUUGCUAGUUACCCUUCUCCUUGCACCUGAACCCUCAGCACUUUCCAAUUGCAUCUGUUUGAGGAGUUUGCCUCUAAGAAGAAGGCAUCUGGACUGGACAAGGAUACCUUAGAGGGUUAAUUUUGUUUACGUUCUUAUUCCAUAUCAGUAUAAUGACUUCAAACUGAUUCAUGUUUCGGGCAGCCAGAACCCGGUAGCUUGGACACUUCCCUUUCUUCAUCUUUCCUGGAAGAUGAAAUGAAGCUUUAAAUCCAGGAAUAAUUGGGGGAAUUAGCUGUUGAGAUACAGAAAAUUGUGCACUGUCCACGAGUAAAUGGAGGGAGGUGGAAGGGGAAUCUUCUGAGUAACAUUGUUGUGGGAGAGGACCAGUUUUCCCAGGAGAACUCUAGGUGACACUAUUUCUCCACAUUGUGAGUCUUCCCAGUGAUGAGAGUCCUGAAAAAGGUAACACUCCUGCCUCUGCAGUAUUCUUCUGGUAGAGCUUGGAUGAGGCAAAGAGGUUGUUUUUCAUCCCUGAGAAUUUGUGCGGUUCUCUUCUGCAAGCAUGCUUUGUGGUCUGUGAUAACUGGACGUGAUUUCCCAGUGUCUGUAUCUAAAACUUGUUCUGUCUGGCUGUGGAAUUUCUCCCACGUGAAGCACCUGUACAUAAACAUCCAGUCGAUGGUCGAGAGCAUCCCACUGAAAGCUCCCAAAACUUCAGUGAAUGGCUCACUAGUAAGAUUUGUCACUAUAGAUGAAAUGAGGGGAAAGAGGAAAUGCUGUUUUUUUCAGCAGUUCCAUUUAAACAUUUGCACUAGAGUGGGGGAGUGCUAUUUCUACUUAAACAUGAAGUUUAUAAAAGGGGAAACUUAAAAAUUGUGGUGAUAAAAUCUCAGCUAGGCUGGAGAGGGUCAUGUUAAUAUUCGGUAGUCACAGGUGAGUUUAACUGAUAACUUGUUCAGCUUGCCAGCAAAGAAAAUGUGUCAUGGUAGAAUGUUGCUUCAUGGAGAGCAUUUGAACAAAUUUGGAAUUUCUUCUUAAGGUGCCAUUCUGAAAAAAAAUUUCCAAACUAACUCCUUGAAAUAUUAGACUAUAUAUACAAUGUUUUAAGUGUGUUUUGCACUGUUUGUAUUUGCAACUAGAUUAUUUCACAUUGUCUGAAAGACAGCACCAGCCUCCCUUUUUUCCUGUUUGCCACUCAGUGAGUUCUGUCCAGCUGUUGAAUCACUUACUUCUUGCUUUUGUCAUAGGUUUACUGUAAGUUUUUAAUUGAACUGGAAGGGCUGAUAAAAUUCAGUUAUACUAAUGAGUAUCAACAGGAAGCCACUUCAACAGUCAUAUCUUAUUUCUACAAACACACUGCCUGAUACUGCCUUCUAUUACUUUUUUCAAAGCUAGCUGUGUCACUUUUGAUAUUUGCCAGUAUCCCAUGAGCUCCUUCAGACAAAAUCACUCAAAAUGUAUCCCAUUUAGUAGGAUCUCUUAAAUGUAGUGGGAUCUCUCACGUAAAGUUUUUUCCAUAUCUCCCCUCUUUGGAGCUUCUCUAGAAGUUGCCUUACAGAAGGAAAAAAAGAAGGCAUUAACUUUCAGCUCGUUAAGUUGUCAGGUUUCCUAGAGCUGUGUGUUGGCAGGAUUUGUGGGACUUCAGUAUUACAUUCAAAUAAAAUUAAUUGCUUUUAUCUGCAACAUCUUUCCUGCAGCUGGCAGAGGUGUUACGGUUUCUCUGUCCCCACCCCUGCAGCAUGGAAUUAUGUCAGAAAAACUUGAAUACUAUACCAUUUCUUAAGCCAUAUAUGAAAAAUACUGUUCCUUUCUCUUCUCUCUUCCUAGUACACAGAAAUUUGGGUGUUUGAUCUGAGAAAUCACUCAUAGUUGGUCACAAAUUCAUCUUAGCAUAUUAGUCUGAGAAUUCAAGGAGAUCGGUGAGCUUUAGCCAUCUGAGUCUCUUGGGCCUCUCUGAAAAGUUGGUCACAGGCCUUUGCCCAGAUUCUGUUGUCAGAUGAAUGCAGCUUCUGAUCACUCUGGCAGUGAAGAUCCACAAAGAACCCCUUUUAGCUAGCUUAUCUGGAUGGCCAGCUACACUCUUUUUGCACAGGACUAAGGAUAGAUCUUUUUUUGAUUCUUGAAGGAACACGUUACAUUUGGUGGCAACACUUGGUGGUUGGUAGUGUCUAACAUCUGGUCUCUAUCUAGGCACUUGCAGUUUCAGGGGAGGGUAUAUAUAUUUGGAGCAAACACUGCCCCACUAGAACAAUUUGAGCUAUGGCCUAUGUGGGUUUUGUCACUGUUUCAAACAGAUAGAUGGGGAAAUAGGUGAUCCUCCUUCUAUUGACAAUUCUAUUCAUAUCAGUCAUAGGAGGUGUAUGUUGUAGCAGUGGUUUUAGUUUGCUGUAGCACUGUCCUCCUGCAGAUAUCCUGGAAGACUAGUGUAGUUUGUAUGUUCUAAGUCUGAAUAGUCUAAAUAACCAAGAAGCUGCAGUAAUCUAGUGAGAGGAAUUGCACAAAGCUGUGUCAUCCUCCUAUGUUCCUUAGUUCAGUAAAAAUGAGUGAUCCUUUUCAUGUGCAGAUCUUCAUGAAUAAUUCUCUUUGUGGUAUUGAGACAGCUUAGAGGAACAGCAUGGUGACUUGAUUUCCUUUCCAGUAGCAAAGAGGCAUUUUUUGUCUGUGUAGUUAUAGCUUAUUGUUAACCAGUUAUACAUCAAGGUUCAUGUAUCAAGCCAACAGUUUGUGCGUUACAUGCAGAACUCUUGAAAUGGAGACAACAGAAUAGUUUUUAAGGCAGGUACAAUAUGCAUUCUAUCAGACAGUUAAAAUUAUCCGAAGUACCCCACCUGUGAAGUACUUUGAUUGCAUUAUAACUUUGAACAAUCACUGAUGUACUCUCCCUCGUCUUUGUAGUCCUGCUGGUAGUAAUGACAGUGAGUCCCAGUGUCGUUUGAAUAGCUCUUCAGUGUGAAGCCAAAGAGAUGAAGGCUGGGCAUCACCUACUGUAUUUCUGGAAGAGCAUAUCUGCUUUCCUGGGAAGCUGUUUUUGCUUUAUAAUAUUCUCUUGGACAGGCAGGGAAAGCAGAAAAGGCUAGGCUCUCUUGGUGUCAGAAAUAUGAAUUUAUUUUAAAUGGCAAUUAAGUUACUUCCAGGCCACAGGAACUAUCUCUAGCUGUUAGCCAAAGUGGCCAGGUUUUAUCACUAGACCUAAAAACUGUUAUUCCUACAAAUCAUGCACUUUGAAACAUUUUCUUUUUUGAUGAAAGAAGUUAAUGGAGGGGGAGGGAAAACUUGUAUUUUCUCUGUGUUGAGAAAACAGAAGGUCAAUUGGGGGUAAGGGGGUAUACCACUCUUUAAAGAGUUAAACUUAAUGCCAAUGGAAAUCUGUGUUUAGCCAUGAGGAGGUGGCACUCGCAUAUCAAUCAACUGCUGUUCUGUGUGUGUACAUUGAAAUUGUGUACAUUGUCCUUCAAAAUCUGUCCUUAUUUUUGAUGGGGUAUGAGUUUACCCUGCCUGCUGACUAUACAGUGGCCAUGGCAAUGCUGAUGCCACAGCAAGUGGGGACCAAGAACAGCUAUGGCACUGGAAGAGCUCAGCUGCUGCAACCAGCACCCGGAAUCAGUUCGACAGGCAGAUCAGAGGCUCAGACACCCAGCUGUUAAUAUGUGAGAUGUCUUUUUACCAGCCCUGUCUUUGUGAUGAGUUUUGUACUAAACUAUUCAUAGUCGAUAUGAAUGUGCAGAUUAUUUGGAGUGAUGUUUUUCUUCAGAUGAGUGGUGACGUGGUGCUGAAUUGAUUUUUCUACUGUUCCAUUGGGAUUGCUGCCCUACACUGAUGUUAUUUUUGUCACUAUAUAGCGUCUUGGAUUGUAUUAAAAGAUGUUUGACUGUGAA